Cyprinus carpio (common carp) is the source of this 1058-nucleotide messenger RNA. Its product is annotated as gametogenetin-binding protein 2-like. The coding region runs from base 160 to 1041 and encodes 293 amino acids. NCBI's taxonomy places the organism in Eukaryota, Metazoa, Chordata, Actinopteri, Cypriniformes, Cyprinidae. The record is from RefSeq and is a predicted model, not a curated record. The transcript has 8 exons.
CACACGUCACGCCCUCGGAGCCCGGAACUACUUUCUGACGUAUCCGGGGGCCAAGGGUCAUAGAACAUUCGCCUGCCACAUACGCCUCUGUCGCACUUGUUUGUUUUUGUCCAAAAGAAAAGAAAAAACCUUCGAAAACAGGCAGAUCUGGGCAAAGACAUGGCGCGUCUGGUGGCUGUCUGCAGAGACGGGGAAGAGGACUAUCUGUUUCUUGCACGCCAGAUUCCCUUGUACAUCGAUGACUCGCUCACGAUGGUGAUGGAGUUUCCUGACAGUAUUCUGGACUUUGACAGCUGUCAGAUCAACAGUUCACAAAUGAAGCAGUUUAUUGAGCACCACAGCAUGCUAAAGCAGCAGGACCUGAACAUGGCGUUGAUGGUGAUGUCUCGUGAGGUGUUCAGUGCUCUGUCUCAGUCGGUGCCGUGCGUGGGCUGCCGGCGCAGUGUGGAGCAUCUGUUCUCUCAGCUCACGGACUCUGGAUACUUUGCACUGGAACCGCUCACUGUGGGAUCCUCUGGAGUGCUGUCAGUCACACGAGUGUGUCUCACAGACCCCAGGAAGCUCUACACACUCUUUUAUGUUCACGGGUCAAAGUUAAACAACGUAAUUGAUUCCAUUCCCAAGAGUAAAAAGAAUAAACGCUGUCAGCUGCACUCUUUAGACACGCACAAACCGAAGCCUUUAGGGGGCAGCUGGAUGGACGUGUGGGAGCUGAUGUCACAGGAGUGUCGUGAUGAAGUGGUUUUGAUUGACAGCACCUCUCUGCUGGAGACUCUGGAGACGUACCUGUGCAAACACCGGUUCUGUACGGACUGUAAGAACAAGGUCCUGAGAGCGUAUAACAUCCUGGUAGGAGAUCUGGACUGCAGUAAGGAGAAGGGCUACUGUGCAGCUCUGUAUGAAGGGUUACGCUGCUGCCCCCAUGAGCGCCACAUCCAUGUCUGCUGCGAGACUGAUUUCAUCGCACACUUACUGGGCCGAGCGGAACCAGAGUUCGCUGGGGGUUAUGAGCGUCGAGAGAGACACGUCGAAAGCCCAUAGAAUAUCGCACAGGAGGA